AGAUGACCUGAGCCAUGUCUGGACUGAAUGCAUCUCUCGGAUACUUUGUGUCUGCUGCCAUUUUUGCGGCCUUAGUCCGAACACUUCUUAAAAAAUGGCCAAGGUUAAGCUUCAUGUUGGAGUUUGCUUCCUCUUUCAUGCUGGUGGCAUGUUUGUUGGAGGUGCAGACCAUUGUAGAGGUGGGUGAGUGGGCUGGAGGCUUGGGUCCUGAUGUGACGUUAACCGUUCGGUUCGUGGUGUUGUUAACCCAUGGUAUUAUCUGUGGAAGUGCGUCAGGGAAUCCCACCCUGGUUGUGCUGAAGUUCCUGCAGCGGGAGGCCACCACCCUACCCACUCUCCUUGCUGUUGCAGCCCAGUUUCUUGGGGCCCACCUGGCGCUUCUUGUAGCUCUUUACUACUGGAGUCUGGAGCUGACAGACAUGCACAUGAUCAAAAACCUGAUGGCUAGAGAGUGUAGCUCAUCUCUGCUGGUCUCCUUGGUUCAAGGUUUUUUCACUGAGUGUGUCUGCACGCUCAUCUUUCAUCUCGUCCUUCUAAACCUGCGACGCAGAUCAGCCCUGAUCCGGGUGCCGCUGAUCGCAGUCCUCCUCACUUUCCUGUCCCAUACAGCCCGAGGCUACACCUCAGCCUACAUGAGUCCCUCCUUGUCCUAUGGCCUCACCUUCCACUGUCCUGGAUUUACCUUCAUUGACUAUGCAGUGGUCUAUUGGCUGGGCUCUCUCACAGGCAUGAUUCUGGCUCUGUUCUUGUACAUGGGUCAUAUUCCAAGGAUCUUUUCCAAGAACCUACUAUAUUCUCAGAAGACACGUCAGAAGACACGAGUACCAAAGGGGGACAAAGCAGAAAAGAAGAAACAGUGAAAGAAACUACCCU
Molecule: messenger RNA, 873 nt
Organism: Notothenia coriiceps (black rockcod)
Lineage: Eukaryota; Metazoa; Chordata; Actinopteri; Perciformes; Nototheniidae
Gene: aqp12
Product: aquaporin 12
Exons: 3
Coding region: 15-860 (281 amino acids)
Biological process (GO): transmembrane transport
Cellular component (GO): membrane; cytoplasm
Molecular function (GO): channel activity
Source: RefSeq, a predicted model, not a curated record